UCUCCAAAAAUCGCGACAUCGCCAAAGUGACAUGAUGCGCCGGCGAGGGCGGCAUUCGGAAAAAAUGGCGGAUGUUGAAGUGAAAAAGCUGAAGAUUGCAGAGCUACGCAAGGAGCUGACAGACAGGGGUCUAAGCUCAAAGGGUAACAAGGCUGAGCUGGCAGAAAGAUUAGCAGAAAUCCUUGAUGGUUCAGGUGGCGAUGCUGUCUUGGACAAUUCUGUCUUAGACCAUGAAGUCGAUGCUGAUGUCCUUACAGCAGAUGAUGAGGUGGAUGAUGAGGUGGAAGAUCUAUUAAAUCAAGAUGAGGACCUUGAUGGAGGGGAUGAAGGAGAAGAAGAUACAGCUGCCACAAGAAAAGUAGAAGUGGAAAUAGAAGAGGAAGAGGCGGAGACGAAGGUUGAGGCUCCUGAAAUCAAGAAAGUUAUCUCUCCAACUACCAAAUCAAUGACAGAUACUGAGAAAAAAGCAUUACGAGCUCAGAAAUUUGGAGUUGCAGGUUCCCUCUCAGAUGCAGACAAGAAGAAGGCAAGAGCAGAAAGAUUUGGAAUGAAAGCACCAGAAUCAAAAGACAAACCAACAGCAGCAGCAACACCAACUUCAAAAGGAAUAUCAGUGUCCGUAGAUACAGACAAACUCAAACAGAGAGCUGAACGCUUUGGAAAAUCUGUGUCUCCACCAGCACCAGCAAUUAAGGGUGAGGAGGCAGAGAGGAUAAGGAAAAGAAAAGAAAGGUUUGGAGCUGUGACCAUCUCUGGACCAGGCUCAAAAGCAAAGACCAAUGCUGCUGGGGGUGAUGAUGCCGAGGCCAAGAAACGCAAGAGAGCGGAAAGGUUUGGGAUGGCAUAGCAGGAAAGCUUCAGGUAUUCAGCAAAGCUUUGUGACCGUGUUCCUUUCAGCGUGUCCUAGCGCUUGUACAGCAUCCUGUAGAUCUUUCUUCCACCUCCUGAAUACCUCAGUGACACCGCCAAAACCGUCUCCAAACCAACUGAUUGUUGGCUAUUUGUAAUGUAAUGUAAAUUCAUGGCCGGUGUUUUACCGGUCCGGCGUUCUAUCGGUCCAAUGUUUUAUGGGUCCGAUGUUUUAUCGGUGCGGUGUGUGUCUCGUAGAUGCGACUGAGGUACAUGUAUAACUCUGUAAAGCGCACUGAGCCAUAAGCCCUAAGGACGGAAAGGACAUUGGGGGAUUCUAUGAGACCCAUUUAUUAGCAGAUAUCUCCCAAAAGUCAAUGCUGCCCUCGCCAGCUGAAAGGAAACAAGUAACCUUUGGAAAGUUCUUUUUGUUGUAUAAUCCAAGCCCACAGGAGUCGAGUAUCUCCUGAAUUGAGCCUAUGAAAAUGGGAAAUUCUGACUUUUUUUGUCGUGUUGUGCAAACUGAAAUACUAUAACUGAUUCCAAAAUGGGGGUGUGUAGUUUGUUAGUUUUUCUUCUCCUUCUUUUGUUAUUGAAAGCCUCAUUCAACUUGAAAAAUUGACACGUGACAGAGUGCUUGGGAAAUAAGACUUGCUUUAUAUCGUAAGAACAAUUUGUUGCUUGUUUCCUUUUCCCCAGUGGCAGAAGUUAUAUCAGGUUUUGAUUAGAUCUAUGGGAAUGUAAAUUCUGAUUUCCACUUGCUUGCUUAGCAGCUGUUGCUCUCAAUUAGAAUUGGUAUUCUGUUGGACUUCAUCCUGAGAACUAAAGAGAAGGUACCAUUUCUCGGCUUGGUCGGUUCUUACCUACAAAAGUUCCCAGAUGCAGAAUCGAAGGAUGUAAUGAUAUUCCAACCAUGAUAUAUUUAUUAAGUUAGUGCAAACAAUAAAAUAUUUGGGUAGAAGCUGUGAUUUCUUGUAGCACUAGCAGCAUCAGUAUUUAUAACGAGUUUUUCUUACAAUUCAUGAAGGAAAAUGAAAGAUAUUAUUAAUGUUUAGUGCUCACGUAGAAGCUUAAAGGGUAAUCCAACCUUUGUAAUAAUUUAAUUUGAAAGCAGAAGAAUCAGAGAAACAGUAUGGUGAAAGUUUGAAAUAAAUUAGAUCAAUAUUAAGAAUAUUAUGAGUGUUUGAAACAUGAAAUCACUAAAGCUAAGCAAAUUUUAAAUCAGCAAUUUGGUCAGUUGAUUGUGAUGUAGUCGUAGAUAACUCUACCAUUUGUUUUGUAUAAAAAAAAUACCCUAGGUUUAUGUCUUUCUCUUAAGCAUCUUCUCCCUAGGAGCACUACACAGAAAUGUUCUGUGGAUAGCAUAUUUUUAAAGGUUCUUUAAAGGUAUAGACCAGUUUUGGAAACACCCCCCCCCCCCCUCUCAAAAAAUGAAUUGGAAGCUCUUAUUACCAAUCAUGUGAAAGAAUAUAUUUUGACUAAUACGUGAUGAUACCAAUUUUGCAGGGAAACCGCCUACUAAUUGAUAUUGGUAAAUUAAUAUAUCUAUCCCGACUGGAUAGAUAUCGUGCAGUCCCAUAUACAUCUUUUACACCAAUACUUAUAUGCUAGAUAAUCAACCUUUUUCUGAUCGAUUCCUCAACGUUUCUUUCACAAUGCGAUCUCAUGACCAGAACUGGUCCAUACCUUUAAAAACAAAAGACACCCCAAGUCAUAGAAUUUGAAAAAUUAUAACUUCAGUUAUAUUGAGUGUUGGAACAAAUAGGAAAGUUGUCCAGCGCUUUGACACAGUCACAAGACUGAUUUUGCCAAUUUAAAGUGCCCAUACAUUCAGUGAUUAAAUCUCUCAAAAAGUUGUAACUUUUUAUGUUUUGUCCAAUUUCGUUCAAAUUUUCACUAAUAUGAAUUCUUUUAGAGCAGUCUGCUAAUAUGAAUUCUUUUAGAGCAGUCUGCUACUCUGCUGUUAAGGUUGGAUUUCCUUUUGUGCUUUAUAUCUAUGUCCUAGUUAGUGUAGAAUGUAUCAGCGAUUUUCCUGACUUGUAUGCAUUUUUUUUCUAUAUUUGAAAUUGUAGUACACAUCAUAUCUCCUUGCAUCCUUUGUGAUUAAUUCAUUGUAGAGCAAGCAACUUUUCUGAAUAUUUUUUCUGCAAACUUUCUAGUCUUGAGUCCCUCUUAGAGGGGCAAUAUGAUGAUUUCUCUGAAAGCUAAUCUUGAGCUCUGGUACGGGAAUCAUAUUUUUUGAGAGAAAAUUGCUACAAUUUAUUCUGGAUUGUUUUUUCUGCAGUAGAUCGGUUGUUUGAACCAGUGAGAUAAAAACAAAUGUACAAACAUUUACUGGGCAUCAUCUUCAAUAAAAAACACAACUCCCAUUUGCACAUAGUGACCUGUGUUAUGGUGUUGGGCCUGCUUACCCCGAUAUCCUUAUCUUUCUAUGCUCAUUUCUCAGCCACCAUACAUUUUCUACUAAAAUUGUUUGGCAACAUUUAUUUGUCAUAUUCAACAUGCAGUGUAAGUUUAGUUGGAUCCUGUGAGAAUUUAUUUUCUAUAUGGACCAGAACUCAGCUUAUCUUUAAAUCAAAAUGUCAUUUCAAAUAUCACUAAAAUAGUUGAAUUGGAAAGGCCAUCUGUGCCAAUUAAUCCCAUAGAUGUAUUUCAAUGUUUGUGAUUUUCAUUAGAGGUCUGUUAUUGUAUUUCUUUUAAUUUCCCAAAUAAUUUCCCUGGUUUUAAGCACUUCCAUUUAUUACUCAAUCAUUCAUGUAUUAUACAGUUAUGGUAGCUCAGCAAAACGAAGUGACGUGAAAAGGCGCGUCAGGAACGCAAAAUGUGAAAUUGUUGAAAUUCAUAUUUGUAUGCUAUUGAGGUACAUCAUUAGGGCAUGGAGCUAGUAAUUCUCUCCACUUGAUUGGAAUUAUACAGCCUUUUGCAUUCCAGACGCAUCUUUUCAUGCCCCUACAUUUUGCUUCCUAAAUCCCAUUUCUUUAUGCCAUAGUAAACUGUUGUGUUUUUUAAGCGUACUGCACUUCACAUUACUGUAUCUUAUAAUAAACACAUGGAUUAGUGAGUAUAUGUUUGACCCUUGUUGCGCACAGGUUCUUUGUUCAUCCCAACUUUCUCUUCGUUUAGUCUGCAGCAUAUGGGAACAAGCCUUUACAGGUAUAUAGUUGAACCUGACCACCUGUCUAUGAAGGCUACCGGUAUAGAGUUGUCACUUCUUUUUAAUCCCAAAAAAAAAACAGAAAAAAAAGUCAAAUAGUGUUAUGGAUACAUCUCUUUUUGAGUUAAAACAUUCCCCAGAAAGAAGGCAUUUUGAAGGUGCCAGUAGAAUUUAUCUGUAAAAAAAUAGAAAAAUAUGUCAUACUUGCUCCCAAAUGUCGGUUAAUUUUUUCACAUGUAUUCUACAUUUUAGAAGGUAACCCUUUUCCUUCUUGUUUGCUAGUUAUGUAAUGUACAAACCAACUUGUAAAUUAUGGCAAUUUAUAAACUGUUUUUAACUGUGUUUCUCAUAGCAAGGAUUGGCAUAAAGUUGUAUUUGUAGAGUAUGUUUAAGAUGUACAUCAAAGGGAAAAGUGAUCAAGUAAAGCAAUAAUCGACUUUUAAAGAUUA
This is a messenger RNA of Strongylocentrotus purpuratus (purple sea urchin), 4452 nucleotides long. RefSeq names its product SAP domain-containing ribonucleoprotein (gene sarnp). Gene Ontology annotation, biological process: poly(A)+ mRNA export from nucleus. NCBI's taxonomy places the organism in Eukaryota, Metazoa, Echinodermata, Echinoidea, Camarodonta, Strongylocentrotidae. The transcript has 10 exons. Gene Ontology annotation, cellular component: nucleus. The coding region runs from base 32 to 847 and encodes 271 amino acids. The record is from RefSeq and is a predicted model, not a curated record.